Zingiber officinale is the source of this 2496-nucleotide messenger RNA. RefSeq names its product zinc finger MYM-type protein 1-like. Lineage: Eukaryota; Viridiplantae; Streptophyta; Magnoliopsida; Zingiberales; Zingiberaceae. The record is from RefSeq and is a predicted model, not a curated record. Bases 1 to 2496 code for a protein of 831 amino acids. The transcript has 3 exons. Gene Ontology annotation, molecular function: protein dimerization activity.
AUGCGAAUCGGCGAAUCGGCAAGGCAUCAUCGCAACAGCGAAAUCAAAACUCAGAAGGAAGAGUCGGCGUCCACCAUCAUCGACAGAAGAAAGGGAUAUAACUUGAACUAUUUUAAAAUGGAACAUCAAUCUGCUGCAAAGAAAGGAAAGACGAUAGCCUCGUAUUUUAAGAAAAGAGAUCGUCAAACUAGUGAAAGUACUUCAAUUCCCACUGUCCCUAUAAUGCAACAUCAAUCUUGUGAAAGUCUUCCAAUUCUUAGUGUCCAAAUUCCUUCAAUUUCCUCUUCUAGCGACAAUCAUCAGUUAUCCUCUAGUUGUAUUGAACGAGAUCCAAGAAAAAGAAAACAGAUAUGUGAAUAUCAUAUUAAUGUACGAGAUGAGAUAAGACGCUCAUAUCUAAAGAUGGGGCCUUAUCAACCAGAUAUGUUGGAGUAUCCGGCUACAAAAUUUGGAAGUCAAAAUCGUCGAUUUCAAAAAAAAUGGUUCCAGAAAUUUCAUUGGUUGGAAUAUUCACCUUCAACAAAUAAGGCAUAUUGCUUUUAUUGUUUUCUUUUCCUGAAUGAUGUUAAUUCGUCAAAUAUCUCGACAUUGGUCAAUGAAGGAUUUGACAAUUGGAAAAGGGUAAAUCAAGGAAAAACAUGUGCAUUUCUUGCCCAUAUUGGUUCUGCAGCUUCUUCGCCUCAUACUAUGUGCGAGAGAAAGGCUGAAAAUUUGAUGAGACCCUCACAACAUAUUGAUAAUGUCAUGCAUGCCCAAUCUAAAGAGGAAAAAGAAAAAAAUCGUUUGCGUUUGAGGACCUCAAUUGUCACUGUUCGCUGGCUAGCACUUCAAGGGUGUGCCUUUAGAGGUAAUGAUGAAUCUCUAUCUUCAUCUAAUCGUGGGAAUUUUCUUGAAUUAGUAAAGGCUUUUGCAAAAAUGAGUACAGAAAUUGAUAAAGUUGUACUUGAGAAUGCUCAAAAAAAUGCUCAAUAUAUCGCUCCAGAAAUUCAGAAAGAGAUUUUACAUAUUAUGGCUAAUAGAGUACGAAAGAUGGUUCGUGAAGAAGUUGGUGAUAAAUAUUUUUGUAUUCUUGUUGAUGAAGCACGAGAUAUAUCUAAACGAGAGCAAAUGACCAUUAUCUUGAGAUUUGUGAAUAAUUAUGGGGUUUUGACAGAAAUAUUUUUUGCCAUCAAAAGUAUUAGCGAUACUACCUCAUUGAAUCUGAAAAAAGAAAUAUCAAAUGUUCUUGUUCAUCAUGACCUACAAGUUAAGAAAAUCAGAGGCCAAGGAUAUGAUGGUGCUAGCAAUAUGCGUGGCGCAUGGAAUGAACUUCAGGCAUUAUUUCUCAGAGAUUGUCCCUAUGCAUACUAUGUCCAUUGUUUUGCCCAUCGAUUACAACUCACAUUGGUUUAUGCAGCCAAGGAUGUUAGUGUUAUUUGGGAGUUCUUUUCUCAUUUGGAUAAUAUAGUAAAUAUUGUUACUUCUUCUACUAAACGCAUUGCUGAGUUACAUACUGCACAGAUAAUUGAAAUCGAGCAUAUGUUGGCAAUUGGAGAACGUGAUUCUGGAAGUGGGGCCAAUCAGAUUGGUAAUUUACAGCGAGCGGGAGCUACUCGUUGGAGUUCUCACUAUGACUCAGUAAAAAGCUUGAUAGGUAUGUAUGCUGCAACUUGCAAAGUUUUUGAAGUUCUUAGUGAUCAUUCUCCAAAUGGAAGAGCUAAGGCUGAAGUUCGGGGGAUUUAUAGAAACAUGGCAAGCUUUGAAUUUGUGUUCAUUUUGCAUUUAAUGCAUAAAAUUAUGAGAACAACAUAUUCUCUUUGUCAAAUUCUUCAAAGAAAAUCUCAAGAUAUUUUAUCUGCUAUUACAUUUAUCUCUACUACCAAAACUAUCCUCCAAGAACUUAGAGAAUGCGGGUGGGAAGAUUUUCUUCAUGAAGUGAAAGUUUUUUGUACGAGAAAUGAAAUUGAUGUGCCUAACCUUGAUUGUCUAUAUAAGAUUGGUCGUUCCCGUCAGCAAACUACAGUUGAGCAUCAUUACCACUUUGAUGUUUUUAAUGCAGCAAUAGAUUUCAUCUUGAUGGAGUUAAAUACUCGAUUUAAUGAGUCAUCAGUGGAACUUCUUUCUCUUACUUGCAAUGAAGAUUUCACAAAUCAAGACAUUAUUGCUUUGAAGUAUGAAUUGGUACAUUAUAAACUUGAUGUGAUACAAAACUUGAAGGCUUCUACACUUGUUGAUUUAUGUCAGCAAUUGACUGAGAGUGGACGGUCAAAGGUUUAUGUUAUGUUGACUAGAUUGAUUCAUCUAGUUUUGACGUUACCUGUUUCUACUGCCACUACUGAGCGAGCCUUUUCAGCAAUGAAGAAUGUGAAGACAGCACUUCGCAAUAAAAUGGAGGAUGAAUUUCUUGAAGAUUGUUUGACAAUUUAUAUUGAACGAGAUUUAGCUAAGGAUAUAGAUGUAGAUUCUAUUAUAGAUGAAUUUUAUGUUUCAAAAUCUCGUAGAGCACAACUUUGUUGA